Messenger RNA from Triticum turgidum subsp. durum (durum wheat), 345 nucleotides. The record is from the annotation of a GenBank genome assembly. NCBI's taxonomy places the organism in Eukaryota, Viridiplantae, Streptophyta, Magnoliopsida, Poales, Poaceae.
AUGGCCGGAGGAGACGACUUGAAGCUGCUCGGCGCUUGGGCAAGUCCAUUUGUCACCAGGGUGAAGCUUGCGCUAAACUUCAAAGGCCUGAGCUUCGAGGAUGUCGAGGAGGACCUCAGCAACAAGAGCGAGCUCCUCCUCAGCUCGAACCCGGUGCACAAGAAGGUGCCCGUGCUCGUCCACAACGGAAAACCCAUUUGCGAGUCAGUGAUCAUCGUGCAGUACAUCGAUGAGGCGUUCGCCGGCAUCGGCCCCUCUCUCCUUCCCUCUGACCCCUACGAACGCGCCAUUGCCCGCUUCUGGGCCGCCUACAUUGACGACAAGCUCGUCACCCCAUGGGUAUAG